AUGCAGAAAGCCGCAGAUGCCUCCGAAGCAACUACAGCUGCACCCGAAGCAAUCCUCGAAUUGGCGACUAAGUUCAAGCUAGCGGUGAAGGACAACAUUGCGACCCAAGGGCUGCCGACAACAUGCUCCUCCGCCAUCCUCUCCUCCCACAAAAGCCCCUACGAGGCCACCAUAGUGCGCCAGCUCCGAGAACGAGGUGCUCAAGUCGUAGGGAAGACAAACAUGGAUGAAUUUGGCAUGGGAUCCCACUCGCUGAACUCAGUCCACGGGCCUGUGCUCAACCCGCUGUCUGCGACGCCCACCUCUGCUGGCGGGAGCUCAGGAGGCAGCGCGGUUGCGGUUCAGACUGGUGAAGCGGACGUCGCGCUGGGGACGGAUACGGGCGGGUCAAUUCGUCUUCCUGCGGCGUACUGUGGUGUGGUCGGAUACAAACCUUCCUAUGGCAUGCUGUCAAGGUUCGGGGUUGUUCCGUAUGCAAACUCAUUGGACACCGUUGGCCUGCUUGCUAGGGAUGUUGACGUUAUCGAGAAUCUGAUGUUCAGCACGGGACUGGACGCGGAACACGACUCCCAGGACCCGACAUCCUUGUCAGAGAGCUUCCGGAAGAAGCAGCAGAGCCAAGCUGCAACUGGUCGGUCACGGCUUCGAAUCGGCAUUCCCCUGGAAUACAAUAUCGAGGAGCUGGACCCCGAGAUCAAAGCAGCCUGGUCUGACGCAUCAGACCUCUUACAGAAGUCCGGCAUAGAAGUGGUUCCAGUGUCAUUGCCGUCCACAAAGCACGCUCUAUCAGCAUACUACGUCAUCGCACCGGCAGAAGCAUCCUCCAACCUCGCCAAAUACGACGGCGUCCGCUACGGCACCCGUGGCGACGACAGCGAUGGCGCUGGCGAGGUCCUCUACUCCAAGACUCGCGGCCUUGGAUUCGGCGAGGAAGUCAGACGCCGCAUUGUCCUCGGCGCCUACAGCUUGAGCUCCGAGGCGAUGGACAACUACUUUAUCCAGGCACAGCGGGUGCGCAAGCUCGUCCAGCGAGAUUUCGACCGCGUCUUUAGGCUGGAGAAUCCUCUCUACGACGAACAGCAGUUCGACUUGAGCGACAUGAAGGACGAGGUCGAGCUCCAGGAUAAGCUUGGCCCUUCGCAGGUGGACUUCUUGCUGUGUCCCACUGCGCCGACAUUUGCGCCGCGUAUCGAGGAUAUCAAGCGGCAGACACCGGUCCAGGUGUACAUGAAUGAUGUCUUUACCGUGCCGGCUAGUCUAGCUGGACUACCAGCCAUCAGUAUUCCUACCAAGAUCAAGGCCGAGGAUGGAGAGGUGGACGGUAGCCGAAAUGUGGCGGGUCUCCAGCUGAUCGGUCAGUACUGGGACGACAAGCGGUUGCUCAGCGUGGCCAAGAAUCUCCUGCGUCAAUUGUCCGCCUGA
This is a messenger RNA of Colletotrichum fioriniae, 1422 nucleotides long. NCBI's taxonomy places the organism in Eukaryota, Fungi, Ascomycota, Sordariomycetes, Glomerellales, Glomerellaceae. The record is from RefSeq and is a predicted model, not a curated record.